This is a messenger RNA of Paramacrobiotus metropolitanus, 2231 nucleotides long. RefSeq names its product kelch-like protein 41b. The transcript has 6 exons. The record is from RefSeq and is a predicted model, not a curated record. Lineage: Eukaryota; Metazoa; Tardigrada; Eutardigrada; Parachela; Macrobiotidae. Gene Ontology annotation, molecular function: protein binding. Bases 302 to 2017 code for a protein of 571 amino acids.
CUUAUUAAUUUAAAAGUACUGUACAGUACUCGUAUCAUACAGCAGCACACUUUUGCCACUUUGCCUUUGCCUCGUAUACCAUGCACUGUAAAGUGUAAAAUAUCGACUUGUUACGAUUUUAGAACCAGCUUCUUAUCGUUAAAAGUUAAAACUUAAAACUUAAAGACCUUCCUGACUUUUAAUUGAUAAUCUACUUUCUGUUAGUUUUUGUUAGCCAUUAGACAGCUCAAUCAUUAGCUGCGCUUCCCUGAAUAUUCCGUUUGGGACUGACUGACUCUUUAUCAUCCUUAUUUCCUACGCGAUGUCGAAGCCGAACAGUUUUACAGAUCCUCUUCCUGAAUGUCCCGCUGACGCUGUGGAAUUUCUACGCGGACUGCGGGAUCUGCAGUCGACGGGCGCCUUCUGUGAUGUUGUCUUGAAAGGCAACGGCGAAUCCUCGGUGGGCAUUCCGUGCCAUCGUAGUGUGCUCAGCGUGCAGAGCCCCUAUUUUCGCGCCAUCUUUACUCACAACUGGAAAGAGUCAUCCGAGCCAGAAUUCCAGCUACGAAACAUCGAUAACCGCACGUUGAACGAGUUGGUAAUGUAUGCCUACACGAUGGAUCUGAGCCUCAGCGAUGACAACGUGGUGCCCGUGUUGAUUGCUGCGCAGUUUCUGCAAAUGACUCCAGUGGCCAGACUCUGCUGGGCAUACUUGGAGAAGCACAUGAGCCUGUCCAACUGUCUGACCGUCCACGCUCUGGCUUCUCAGCACCACAAUCCCCGUCUGUCUCACACAGCGCUGGCCUUAAUCCAUCCAAAUUUCCUGCGCUUGGCGCAAAGCCAGGACUUCCUGCAGAUGGACGCGCAACAGCUGACUGCGCUGAUCGCAUCGGAUGAAGUGGAAGUCUUCAGUGAGGAUGAGGUAUUGGAAGCUGUGCUGCGCUGGUUGGAUUACGACCGCGCCCGACGGUUGGCGCACGUGCCCACAGUCCUGCAUAGUGUUCGCGCUAUCUUCCUGAGCGUCCCGUCUCGACAGGAGUACGAUGAGGCCCUGGCUGGUGCACCGACGGGCAUGCCACCGUGUCCGUCCGGAAUGUUCGGUGAAUGGACCGGCGGAAUGACACUGAACACCACCCCGCGGCCUUCUUUCGGUGCGCAGGAAGUGAUCGUCUGUGUGGGCGGUGGCGAUGAUAAUGAGGAUGGAGCUACGGUGGAGGUUUUCAAUCCGUUGAUCCCGGCAGUAUGGCGCCUGAAAGAAUUGGAUAUGUUCGCGGAUUGCUUGAAUGCAGUUAUGAUGGACGAUCGUUGGAUGAUGAUCUCCAGCAUGCGUGGUUUAAAGACCGUUAAACGCAACAGCCGCUACACGGGCCUGCGUGGCAAGUGGGGACCGCCCGUGGCCGACAUGCAGACACUGCGCCACUCAGAAGGUUUGGCUGCCCUGAAUGGUCGCGUUUAUGCGGCCGGUGGCUAUAUACCUUUUGGUGACCCAGUGUCGUCCGUGGAAGCAUAUGAUUUCAAAAGCAAUUCCUGGAGUGCGGUAGCCGCUCUGCCUGUUGGUGUUAUGGGCUUGGAGAUAGUGACAUGGAACGGGAAGUUGUACGCAUUCGGUGGGGAAAUCGAAGAGGGAAACGGUAGCAGUUUGGCGCUGGCCUACGACCCCGAAGCAGAUAACUGGGCGCGACUGGCCGACAUGCCCACUGCACGUUACGGUUGCGCUGCGUGUGUGGCGCCCAGCGGGCUGAUUUACGUUGUCGGUGGAGAAUUAAACGACCAGUACUCUGCGCUCGUGGAGGCUUACAACCCCGUCACCAAUCAGUGGCAGAGGAAAGGGGAUUUGGUCCAACCGCGCUGGUUGCCGGGGUGUAUAUCUCUUGACGGGAAACUCUUCGUUCUGGGUGGGGCGGGACCGAAAGGUGUUGAAAGGGACACCAUCGAAGUAUACGACCCCGAUGCGGAUUGUUGGAAGCUUCAUGAAUGCCGGCUAUCGUCUGGCAACUUUGGUUUCGGCUGCGUAAAGAUGAAACUGAAGUCAGCUUGACGUUGCUUUUCCGUCCUCGUUUUUUUAUGAGUUUUGUCUCUAAUUUGGUGGCAUUUUGGAUGUUUUGGGUGAAGAUUUCCCAGAUGCUAAGACCAUUAUUCUAGGUUAUUCGUUUCUGCUCCAGAGAUUUUACCAUGAAUUUAAAUAUCGUUCGGAGGAUCUUUUGUAGACCAAAUUUGUCAGCCGUGUUUCAGUAAAUAACUGGAAUAACAAG